Molecule: messenger RNA, 990 nt
Organism: Pyrenophora tritici-repentis Pt-1C-BFP
Lineage: Eukaryota; Fungi; Ascomycota; Dothideomycetes; Pleosporales; Pleosporaceae
Product: DltE, Short-chain dehydrogenase
Source: RefSeq, a predicted model, not a curated record
AUGGGCUUCGCAACUACGAUUCUUCAUUCGCAAUUUUUUGUGACCCCGCCGGUUCCUAACUCCGACUUCUCGGACCAAACAGUUGUCGUAACAGGCGCCACAUCUGGUCUCGGCUACGAAGCUGCAAAACACAUACUACGCUUAGGAGCAUCCAAGCUCAUCCUCGCAGUGCGGAAUGUCACCAAAGGCAAGCAGGCGGCAGAAGAGAUCUCCUCAGCUCUUUCUCUUCCUUCAAGCAAUAUCGAGAUCUGGGAGUUAGAUCUUGGCAGUUUCUCGUCCAUAAAGCAAUUUGGCGAACGCAUCAACACGCUGGACCGCUUGGACGCUGUGAUACAAAAUGCAGGCAUCAUGACCAGCAAGUUCAAACUAGUCGAAGGAUGCGAAAGUCAGAUGGCUGUCAACGUCAUCAGCCCCGUACUUCUAGGCUACCUCGUUCUUCCCAAGCUACAACAGUCUGCAGCUAAAACGGGUAGUCGGGGAAGAUUGGCAUUCGUUGGUAGCGAUCUCCAAUUCAUCGCGCCGCUGAAGGAGAAGUCUGCUCAGGGUAGUAUCCUAACGGCUCUCAACUCCGAACAGACAGCUGAUAUGAAGAACCGCUACGGCGUCUCUAAACUCCUGCUCAUGUGGGCGGUGCGCGAUAUGGCGCAGCGAUACCCCUUUUCCGAGCAGUCAAACGUAGUCAUUGCGUGUCUAACGCCCGGCUUGUGCAAAAGCAACAUUGUACAAGACGACGAGAGCUGGAUUGUUGGAGUUCUUAGACGUUUCAUGAUUGGUAUAGUCGCGCGCUCGGCGGAGGUGGGUAGCCGCAAUCUUGUCGAUGGAGUUAAAGCGGAACUCGGAGAGGAGUGCCAUGGUGCUUUCCUCAUGGACUGCGAUGUUUGCAAAGAUCUAACGGGAAAUUCGAAGACGCAGGAUAUGGAAGAGGCGAAAAAGAGAUUCUUGGAGGAGCUCUCUGCGCGUUUACGAGAAAUCUGCCCUGGAGUCAUUUAG